Messenger RNA from Apaloderma vittatum (bar-tailed trogon), 756 nucleotides. RefSeq names its product family with sequence similarity 76, member A (gene FAM76A). The record is from RefSeq and is a predicted model, not a curated record. Lineage: Eukaryota; Metazoa; Chordata; Aves; Trogoniformes; Trogonidae. The transcript has 7 exons. The annotation marks the transcript as partial.
GAGUGCCGGAUUGCACAUCCCAUUGUUAAAUGCACUUACUGCAGGACUGAAUUCCAGCAGGAAAGCAAAACCAACACAAUAUGCAAGAAAUGUGCUCAGAACGUGAAGCUCUACGGAACACCAAAACCCUGCCAGUACUGCAACAUUAUAGCAGCAUUUAUUGGAAACAAGUGCCAGCGCUGCACAAACUCGGAAAAGAAGUACGGACCUCCGCACGCGUGCGAGCAGUGCAAGCAGCAGUGUGCGUUUGACCGGAAGGAUGACAGAAAGAAGGUGGAUGGAAAGCUGCUGUGCUGGCUGUGCACGCUCUCCUACAAACGGGUCCUGCAGAAGACCAAAGAGCAGUGCAAGCACCUGAGCAGCUCUUCCCGGGCCAGCCUGCAGGAGAAGGAGCAGUACAGUCGGCUCAGCAGUGGCAGCCACUACAACAGCCAGAAAACCUUAUCCACCUCUUCGAUUCAGAAUGAAAUCCCAAAGAAGAAAGCCAAGUUUGAUGCCAUAUCUGCCAAUGGUGACAGUUUUUCUCCGGACCUCGCCUUGGACUCUCCUGGCACUGACCACUUUGUUAUCAUUGCCCAGCUGAAGGAGGAGGUGGCUACUUUAAAAAAGAUGCUGCACCAGAAAGAUCAGAUGAUUUUGGAAAAGGAGAAGAAGAUCACAGAGCUGAAAGCCGACCUGCAGUACCAGGAGUCGCAGAUGAGGGCAAAGAUGAACCAAAUGGAGAAGACGCACAAGGAGGUCAUGGAGCAGUUACAG